CUCCCAGCCUCAUCUGCAGGCUCAGGUUACUCUCUCCUCUCUAGCUCGUGGGAGCCUGCAGUGAGCCUCCUGCUUCACUGCUGCCUUUAGCUGUGAGCCGUUCCGGUAGCCUCGCAAAACAACACAGUUUGCAGGGCUCGGACCUUAUACCCGGGAAGAUUUGAUGGCAAACACCAGACCAAGGACGGACUAGCACCACGCCAGAAGAGGUUCAACAACUGAAGGGCUGCAAAUAGCAGCUGAGCAAUGCCUUCCUUUGCUCUUCUCUAAGAAGUGUUUGGGAAAGUCCAUGUCCUUCCUGGAGGAGCCGUCAGGGGCAAGACUCUGGCAGCGGUGGCUCUGACUUCACCUGCCUCUGCGAAUGAGUCACAGAGUAAGUUAUAAAAAGCAAGGAGCUGCCAAGUUUCAUUUCUUGGAACCGGCUGGAAAUUUCAGCUAGCAGCUGCACUUUCAGCACUUCAACCUUUUCCUCUGCAGUUUUCUCCACGAGGGCCUGGAAACCAAGAAAGUUUGUAGCAAAAAGGACCUGUGCUAAGUCUGGCUUAGGCAUAGAAAUGUGCUUGGUCUAGAUUGGAGUUAAGUCUCCGUGAGGAAUCUUGGUGAAGCUUGGAAGCAGACUCGGGAAGAUAAUUAACCAGGUUUGUAAGUCUUUCAGGAUUGGUGAUUCUUAAAAACGAAUGAGGACUGGAAGCUCAGCAGUCAGAGGAGCUCUUUUCUCCCUCGGGGGUGUGUGUGUGUGUGUGUUCUUUUUUCUGUCUGGUGCCACUGAAAGAUUGACAAUUCCUAACUUUUCUCUGGAGUCAGAAAACGCAGCAAGCGCUGCUUUGAAAGUGAAAUCAGGGAAAAGAGGUCCUCUGGGCAGAGCUCGGUUUCAGGAUUGGAAGUGGCUCGUUAUAGAAAUCCCGACCGUGGCAACAGCCCAGCACGAGGACUUUGGCCAGCUGCGAGCACGCCAAUACUAUCUGCACCUGAGUGCUCCCCUGGGCGGGGUGAGAGCCACGUGUAGGUUGUCAGGGGCGGGAGGAACGUGAUGAGAGAUGCAAACAAGAGACACCUGAGAGAUUUCAUCCGGGCUUUCUAGAGAAGACGAGAGACUUUCGUGCUCCUAGCCCGCACGUUCCAAAGGUGGUCUAGCUAACACCUACUUCCUCGGGGGAAGGACUUUGCUUUACAGUCCUGUGAUUAUGCCCUGUUGGGCAGCUGCCUCCUGAGGAACUUUGGAGCAAUGCCAGCCACUUGAGCUGAAUCAAGCAGUGGCAGGAGCAGCAUCUACCCGGGCUGAAGUUUAAAUCUCAGGCACGUGGCGUUGGCGCAAGUGGUCACUGCUCUGCAUCAAAGUGCAUCUGUUAAUCACUAAUGAGUUCUGAGUUGGAAGAAACAGAUCAGUCCAGUUGUUCACUUCUGUGGUCACUCAAGUAGAUACCUGUGAAGGGCUGUUUCCCUCAGGAAGUGACCAGAAGAAUGAAUGGGCAUAUAUCAAACACCCCUCCUGGUGGAUAUGGAAGCUAUUUUCCUCAAACAAAUGGCUAUGGCUCCCCAACGUUUUCUCAGGCAGAGAGGGAGCAGAAUUCCAGAACAAGUGCAAAAGCUCUUUAUGAACAAAGGAAGAAUUAUGCACGGGACAGCGCCAGCAGCAUAUCCGAAACGUCGCAGUAUCACGUAGAGCACUUGACCACCUUUGUUCUGGACCGCAAAGAGGCAAUGCUCACGGUAGAUGAUGGGAUCAGAAAGCUGAAGUUGCUGGAUGCCAAAGGCAAAGUGUGGACUCAGGAUAUGAUUCUUCAGGUGGACGACAAAGCUGUCAGUUUGGUGGACUUGGAAUCAAAGAAUGAGCUGGAGAAUUUUCCCUUAAGCACAAUUCAGCAUUGCCAAGCUGUGAUGAAUGCAUGCAAUUACAACUCGAUCCUUGCCUUAGUGUGUAAAGAGCCAACCCAAAACAAGCCUGAUUUGCACCUUUUCCAGUGUGAUAAGAUUAAGGCGAGCUUUAUCCAUGAGGAUAUUGAAAGUGCAAUCAGCGACAGCAAAAGUGGGAAGCAGAAGAAGAGGCUUGAAACUCUCAGAAUGCUGUCCAAAGCCGAAGGUGCCAUCCCGCCGCCGCCGCGGGCGCCUGCACCUGUGCCACCGGGCACCAUCACCCAGGUGGACGUGAGGAGCCGUGUGGCAGCCUGGUCUGCCUGGGCUGCUGAGCAGGGGGACUUUGAAAAACCCAGGCAGUACCACGAACAUGAAGAGACAGCAGAGAUGAUAGCAGCCAGGAUUGACAGAGAUGUUCAAAUUCUGAACCACAUUUUGGAUGACAUCGAGUAUUUUGUUACUAAACUCCAAAAAGCUGCUGAGGCAUUUGCUGAACUUUCUAAGAGGAAGAAGAGUAAGAAAAGCAAAAAGAAAGGACCUGGAGAGGGAGUUCUUACUCUCCGUGCAAAACCACCACCUCCAGAUGAAUUUGUUGACUGCUUCCAAAAAUUCAAGCAUGGCUUUAAUCUUCUGGCCAAAUUGAAGUUCCAUAUCCAGAAUCCUAGUGCAGCUGAACUGGUUCAUUUUCUCUUUACCCCACUACAUAUGGUGGUCCAGACAACAGGUGGUCCAGAGCUUGCUGGUACAGUACUCAGCCCCCUCUUAACAAAAGAUACCAUAGACUUUCUGAGGUACACUGUCACCAGUGAGGAGGGACAGUUAUGGAUGUCACUGGGUGACACAUGGACCAAAGCCAGAGCGGACUGGCCCAAGGACCAUUUCAUCCCCCCCUACGUCCCGCGUUUCCGCAACGGGUGGGAGCCUCCUUUGCUGAACUUCCUGGGAGCUCCCAAGGAGCAGGAGCUCAAUCACCUGGCUGAGUCUGUGGCAAACGUUGCAGAGCAACAACGGAAGCAAGAGAUGAAGAGACUGUCAACUGAGCCUCCCAGUGUUCCCGACUACCCUCCCUCCGAUGGGUAUGCAUUCAGUAACACAGUGUACAAAAGAGGGCCUCUGCUGGACCAGGGGGCGGCGGUGGCUGCCUUUAAGCAAACUGUUAGCCGCCAUGUAGAUAGGAACUACGAGGCACACAGCAAAGCACAGAGCAAGAAAUAUGCCAAGUGCAAGUAUGAAUUCAUGGCAAGGAACAACAGUGAACUUUCUGUCAUGAAAGAGGAGAUUGUAGAGAUUCUGGAUGACAGGAAGCAGUGGUGGAAAGUCCAGAACAGAAGUGGCAGCACAGGCUUUGUGCCAAACAACAUUCUGGACCCUCUGAGGAGUCAAGAAGGUGGUCUAGGAUGGCCAGAGCCUGCCUACACCCGCACCAUCCAGAAACAGAGGACAGACUACGUUGCAAAGCAGCCUGAACCAGUUCCUGCUACUCCUUCGCCGCCUCCGACACCCGCUCCUGUGCCCGUGGCUGUGCCCCUGCCUCCCAGCGCCCCAGCGCCGGCGGCGGUUGCGCUGCCCAAGGCGCCGGCAGCCCUCAGCCGCCAGAGCAGCACCUCCAGCGACAGCGGCGGCAGCCUGGUGCGAGACACACAGAGGCAGAAGCAGAUUCCUGUGGACCGCAGGAAAUCACAGAUGGAGGAGGUGCAGGAUGAGCUUGUUCACCGCCUUACCAUUGGCCGGAGCGCGGCGCAGAGGAAGUUCCACGUGCCGCGGCCGAACAUCCCCGUGGUUAACAUCACCUACGACUCUUCACCCGAGGAUGUGAAAGCCUGGUUGCAGUCCAAAGGAUUCAACCCUGUGACUGUCACCAGCCUGGGCGUGCUGACAGGUGCUCAGCUUUUCUCCCUCAACAAAGAGGAGCUGAGGACUGUUUGCCCCGAAGGGUCUCGAGUCUACAGCCAGAUUACGGUGCAGAAGUCUGCCUUGGAGGCUAACAGUGGUAGCUCAGAACUGCAGGAAAUAAUGAGAAGACGACAAGAAAAAAUCAGUGCAGCUGCCACAGAUUCAGGUGUGGAGUCCUUUGAUGAAGGAAGCAGCCACUAAAUGUCUCCUCUUCUCUUCAGUUCCACUCUCCACAGCAUUACACCAUCCAGCUUUGUUUUAGGAAGCAGUGAAGGUCAAUGCCUUACUCUAUGGUAACCCUUAACUAGCCACCAUAAAGGUAAUUUACAGUAGUCUCCACAGAAUUAGCUGCUGCUGGCUCCUGUUCCUCAGAAUGAACAGAUGAGAAAUUCACUGGAGGUUCCUGACAGGUGGAAGGAAACACAGGCUCAUGAUUCAUUAACAACCAAAGAUGAGUCUUGGCUUUAUGGAAUUAAAGGUGACAGGUAAACUGGAAUAUAUGCCUGUCUUUGUGCUUCAUCCCAGGGAAGCUGAGCCAGCAAUAAAAAAGCAUCUGAAGCUUUCAGUAACACUAAGACUCUGAAUCCCAUCUCUUGCUGGAGUGUGCAGUUAUGUCUUUUCCACUCAGCCUUUCUUGUCGUGCUUUUGGCUGCAGGAUUUACUUAAGUUGUUGAUGCCAGCAAUCAGAGAGGAAACGUUUAGAGCAGCCCAGCAAAGACUAAGCCUUUCUUGCAUCACUCCCCAGAUGUGUUAUAACUAAUGAUGCUGUUGGUAACAAAAUGAUGCUCUGUACAUUGAUAUUAUCAAUACUUCACUCCUGAUGAGCUCUAAUAUUGCACAAGAAGGAAUAACUAAAUAGUAACACAGCUUGGCUCAAAGAGGUGAUCAGAUCUGCUGUAGGUAGCCAUAAAACAAUUCACAGUACCUUUGUUUUAUAUACUUGGUUUUUCUUUGGUCAGUGACUUAACCCAUCACAACAGUGUAUGAUCUGCAUUCUCCUCUGUGUGUGUGACCUGCACUCCUGUAUGUGUAUGAUCUGCAGUCCUCUGUGUAUAUGAUCUGCACUCCUCUGUGUGUGUAUGAUCUGCACUCCUCUGUGUGUGUGUGAUCUGCACUCCUGUGUGUAUGAUCUGCACUCCUGUGUGCAUGAUCUGCACUCCUGUGUGUAUGAUCUGCACUCCUGUGUGUUUGAUCUGCACUCCUGUAUAUGAUCUGCACUCCUCUGUGUGUGUGUGAUCUGCAUUCCUGUGUGUAUGAUCUGCACUCCUCUCUGUGUAUGAUCUGCACUCCUAUGUGUGUGAUCUGCACUCCUCUCUGUGUGCAUGAUCUGCACUCCUCUGUGUAUGAUCUGCACUCUUGUGUGUGAUCUGCACUCCUCUGUGUGCAUGAUCUGCACUCCUCUGUGUAUGAUUUGCACUCCUGUGUGUGUGUAUGAUCUGUACUCUUCUCUGUAUGUAUGAGCUGCACUCCUGUGUGUGUGAUCUGCACUCCUCUGUGUGCAUGAUCUGCACUCCUCUGUGUAUGAUUUGCACUCCUGUGUGUGUGUAUGAUCUGUACUCUUCUCUGUAUGUAUGAGCUGCACUCCUCUGUGUGUGAUCUGCACUCCUCUGUGUGCAUGAUCUGCACUCCUCUGUGUAUGAUCUGCACUCUUGUGUGUGAUCUGCACUCCUCUGUGUGCAUGAUCUGCACUCCUCUGUGUAUGAUCUGCACUCCUGUGUGUGUAUGAUCUGUACUCCUCUCUGUGUGCAUGAUCUGCACUGCUCUGUGUAUGAUCUCUACUCUUCUGUCUGUGUGUGAUCUGCACUCUUCUCUCUGUGUGUGAGCUGCACUCCUCUCUGUGCAUGAUCUGCACUCCUGUGUGUGUGACCUGCACUCCUCUAAAUGUGUGUAAUCUGCACUCCUCUCUGUGUUGAUCCCAGAUGUCAGUUAUUCCCCUUAUGUAUAAAACUAUUGUUCCUGUAUAAAUGUAAGCUCUUGGAAGAGUGGAUUCCUGGAGGCAAAAAAAAGGGGAGAGAAGGAAACAUCCAUUCCAGCAACUGCUAUUUUUUGAAGAGGCAGUGAUUUCUGUCACAGAAUGUUCUGUUGCUUCACAUGGCUGUGUGAUUUUAUAUAUAAUAUAUGUAUUAUAUAUAAUAUAUAAUAUCACUUAGAUUUAAUCACCUAGUUUAAGUUUCAUAGUGCCUUUUUCACAUGAAUCAGCUUCAAGUCUGCAAUAAACAGUAUUUGUCUGUUCAGUAGCUGUAUCUUUGUAGCUACAAAGAUGGUAUUGAAAUGAGUGUUCUUGAUUCUUUAUUGUUUUGCCAUCAGUUUGCUCUUCCUGUGCUUUAGAAGGGACAAAAAAAAAAUUAAUCCUAUUCAUUUUUCAUAAAAGGAAGAUUUAAAUCUUAAUAAAGGUGUUUAGUGCCAUUUAUUGUAAA
Molecule: messenger RNA, 6164 nt
Organism: Pogoniulus pusillus (Red-fronted tinkerbird)
Lineage: Eukaryota; Metazoa; Chordata; Aves; Piciformes; Lybiidae
Gene: EPS8
Product: EGFR pathway substrate 8, signaling adaptor
Exons: 23
Coding region: 1462-3948 (828 amino acids)
Biological process (GO): positive regulation of ruffle assembly; Rho protein signal transduction; regulation of Rho protein signal transduction
Cellular component (GO): vesicle; ruffle membrane; plasma membrane
Molecular function (GO): actin binding
Source: RefSeq, a predicted model, not a curated record